AUGGAUAUAUACAUCAAUGAGAUGUGGUUAGAUCCGGCAUUAAAUUUUGAAGGUUUUUCAUCCUGUAAAGAGAAUCUGUCAUUGAAGCAUCAGGUAUUAGACAAACUUUGGACACCAAACAGUUGUUUUAUCAAUAGUAAAGUAGCCGAGAUUCAUGAAUCUCCUUUCAGAGUCAAAGGACCAUGCUCAAUGGAUCUAACAAAUUUUCCGAUGGAUGUGCAAAAAUGUAAUCUUGUUUACGAAAGUUUCAACUACAAUAACCAGGAAGUUCGUAUGCGGUGGAAUCCGUUGGUCAAACAAGCUGUCUAUCCAACUGGGCCUAUUGUUCUGCCGGAUUUUAACCUUGUCGGUAUUUCGACAUCCCGUAAAUAUGAGCCAUAUCCUGCCGGAAUGUGGGAUGAACUGCAUGUUACAUUCACUUUUCAGCGACGGUGUAUUUGGUACUUUAUGCAAGGAUAUAUACCUACUUAUUUUACUAUUUUUAUUAGUUGGAUUUCGUUCUCACUUGGACCUAAUGCACUUCCAGCCAGAACAAUGCUUGGUGUCAAUGCUCUACUAGCAAUGAUCUUUCAGUUUGGUAAUGUUAUGCGAAGUCUUCCGCGAGUCUCUUAUGUAAAAGCUAUUGAUGUUUGGAUGUUAGUCUCGAUCACAUUCAUAUUUUGUUCGUUGCUUGAAUUGGCAAUAGUAGGGUAUAAAGUUAAAAAAAAAGAAAAACCAAAAAAACUUCCGAUAAAAACUUGCAAAAAGGAAGAGUUUACUUCACCAGUGCUAAAUCAUCAAGCCAAUUCACCACCGAAUUAUGGUCGACGUUUUAUGGUUCCAGUGAAUGCUAUUGAACUGAAAUGGCAAAAGGCCAGUUGGAAGACGGAACCGUGGACACCGGAUAAGAUUGACUGGAUAUCGAGCAUAGCAUUUCCUACCUGUUUUGCUAUUUUUAAUAUUGUUUACUGGUCAUAUUAUACACAUCUGGCUGCAUAG
This is a messenger RNA of Enterobius vermicularis (human pinworm), 978 nucleotides long. The record is from the annotation of a GenBank genome assembly. NCBI's taxonomy places the organism in Eukaryota, Metazoa, Nematoda, Chromadorea, Rhabditida, Oxyuridae.